This is a messenger RNA of Plasmodium cynomolgi strain B, 1419 nucleotides long. RefSeq lists its product as hypothetical. Gene Ontology annotation, biological process: mRNA splicing, via spliceosome. The transcript has 2 exons. Gene Ontology annotation, cellular component: precatalytic spliceosome; nucleus. Gene Ontology annotation, molecular function: zinc ion binding; RNA binding. Lineage: Eukaryota; Apicomplexa; Aconoidasida; Haemosporida; Plasmodiidae. The record is from RefSeq and is a predicted model, not a curated record. The coding region runs from base 1 to 1419 and encodes 472 amino acids.
AUGACAGAUUACUGGGUGAGCACGAAGAAGCAUUAUUGCGAAACGUGCAACUGCUGGUUGUCUGGGCACAAGGUGAACAUAAAGAAUCAUGAAAAGAGCGCGAGGCAUAUCGAAAAUUUAAAGAAAGUGAUCAGCGAAUCGUUUAAGAGGAAGGAACAGGAAACGAAAGAGAAAGAGUUCCUCGAAAGGGAGUUAAAAAAAUUAGAAAAUGUGGAAAAGAAAUUGCUGUCUGAUUUGAAUAAAAAUGAGAUAUCCCCUCAUCGAAGCGGCGACAUCAGUUUGAAUGUUUCGAAUGCGCAUACCAACAGUAGAAACGGUUAUCGGAGCAGCAGAAGCAAUAAUGAGCGAAUUAACACAAGUAGUAUCGCCUGUAGUGGUAACCCAGCUAGCCGCAAAAAGUGGGUUCUAAUGAUACAUGAAAAUACGGGUUCAUUAGUAUUCUUCAAUAGACUGAAAAACGAAAUUGUACAUGAAAAACCAAAUGAUUUUUUGGAAUAUUUCCCCGAACAUGAAUCAUUUGUUGAACAAAAUGGAUGGUACAAAUACUUUGAUUAUAAUUCUAACAAUUUUUACUACUUCAAUAUUUACAGCUCGAAAAGUGUAUGGGAGUAUUCACUCAGCAGGAUAAACAGCUUGAUGGACUUUAUCAAUAGAUGUGAACAGGGUGCACAGAAUAAUAUGAGUUAUGGUAAUAACGCAGAAAAUUACAAUGUAUAUGCCAGCUACAAUCCGUUAAUCAAUCCGGCAGAGACCGCGCUGCAUAUGGCUGAAAAUACAAAAGAAGGAAUGAUUCAACAGCGCAGUAACAACGAGGGUAGUAAUAUUCCUGUUGGUGAUGGGAGUCGUGUGAACAGUAGUACCAAUUAUGGUAAAUUACACGAUGCAUCUCCAACCAAGUGGGCCAAUCGGGUCGGUGAAAAUGGAGAAAGAACUGCAAAAGAAAUGGAUGCUCAAGGGGGUGAUACGAGUCCAGGGGGAAGCAAUGAAAUGAAGGAAGGAAAUGCAAAGGAGAAGCCCCCAUAUGAAAUGAGCGAAAGCGAAUUUAAAAGGAGUAGUACACAUUUUGAAGAGAAGAAAAUAAAGGCGAACAUUUCUUUAUCGUUUAAGAGGGCAGAAAGCGGAGAUACACCUCCGCAUGACAGGAAAGAGGAGAAGGGAAAAAGUAACAUGGGGGGAGAGGCCCCAAUUGUGGAAAACAGUACCGUACAACAGGACGAGAGUGCUAAACCUGGCACAUGGGAAGUCGUGGAGAAUAAUAAUGUAGAGACAAUUUCAAAUGAACAUAUUGAACAAAUUUUUUACAACGUCAAAUCGAAGGAGGAAAUUGAAAAGGAAAAAAUUGCACAGCUAGAGGAAGAUAUUCGUUACGAAUAUUCUGAAUAUAAUGAAUUUUAUAUAAAAAAAAGAAUUAGAAAAUGA